AUGUCUUCUCUUCAGAAUGCCGGUCCGGCCAUCAACAUCCUUCCAAUGGAAAACGCCUACUACUGCUGCAAGUGCCUUUUCGGGCCUAUGCUUCUCGAGCUGUACCCCGCAUGCAUCGAGUGCGGCGCGCCGGCCUGCGGCAGUUGCAAGUUCACUAGCCUUCCCGAGCUCCGAGCUCAGACUGGGGCCGGGUGCAGCCCAUGCGAUGCCCACGGUGCCUCUGUUCUCGGCUUCGAUAACGACCCGUCGCCAAUGAUGGACCGCUUCGUGCGAGAACAGCCGACCGUGGCCGAACGCCUGCUGGCUGGUGCAGGACCGCGCAGUUUGACUGGCCUCCAAGAUCAGACGGACGGAAUGGUGAGGCGGCUGGAGUAUGUCGCGGACGAAUACAGGCCGAGGAUGUGA
Molecule: messenger RNA, 405 nt
Organism: Lasiodiplodia theobromae
Lineage: Eukaryota; Fungi; Ascomycota; Dothideomycetes; Botryosphaeriales; Botryosphaeriaceae
Product: Thiamine-monophosphate kinase
Exons: 2
Coding region: 1-405 (134 amino acids)
Source: RefSeq, a predicted model, not a curated record